Messenger RNA from Lactuca sativa (garden lettuce), 1119 nucleotides. The record is from RefSeq and is a predicted model, not a curated record. Lineage: Eukaryota; Viridiplantae; Streptophyta; Magnoliopsida; Asterales; Asteraceae.
AGCUAUGUUUUUGACAGUCAUCGGACACAAUGAGCGGUUUCGAAUGGUUAAACGCAGAUUUCAACAUUCAACCGAAACAAUUCAUAGGUGUUUUCAUGAGGUUAGAACUGCAAUGAUGAAUUUUGCAAGAGAAGUUAUUGUGCCAACAUCUUCCAAUGCAACCGCAAACACAUCAAGACGACAUAGAAGGUUGAAAGAAAUAUUUCCGGGAGCGAUAGGUGCGUUAGAUGGAACUCUUGUUCAUGCAGUCGUGCCCGCUGAUCAACAAACUCGUUAUAGGGGAAGAGGAAAAGGCGAAUGCUAUCAAAAUGUUAUUGGAAUUUGUAAUUUUGAUAUGAUAUUCACGUUUGUAUGGGCCGGUUGGGAGGGCAUAGCACAUGAUUCACGAGUUCUAAAAGAAGUUGUAUUUAACCCAACUUCCGGUUUUCCAAUUCCUCCACCAGACAAAUAUUACCUUUGUGAUGCCGCAUACACCAACACUCGUGGAUUUAUGGCUCCCUACCGUAAUACGAGGUAUUGGUUAGCCGAUUUCCGAAGACAUCGUGCAUUAACUAAGGAGGAAAAGUUCAACCAUGCUCACGCACAACUCAGAAAUGUUAUUGAGCGCGCUUAUGGAGUUUUGAAGGCCAGAUUCCCAAUCCUAAAGCACAUGGCUCCUUAUCCUUUUCCAAUACAAAGAGACAUAGUGCUUGCUUGUUUUGCAGUCCAUAAUUUUAUAAGGAAGUGUAAUAUUCAUGAUCAAUUAUUUAUGGACUUUGAAGAAGACACUAUGUUUACUGCUGAAGUAGAAGGUGGAGGAAGUGAUGACCAAAACGUACACGACAUUCAGUGGGGUAACCAAGACACUGAAUAUAUGGCUAAUUUGCGUAACCAAAUUGCAAAUCAAUUAAUUUAAAGUUGUAUGCUUAGGUUUAUGUUUAAUUUGGAUGUUGUAUGAUGUUUAAUUUGGGUGUUGUAUGAAUUUUAAUUUGGAUUUUGUUCUAAUUUUAAUUUGGAUUUUAUAUGACAUUUUGUAUUUUAUUUGUAGUUACUUACAAAUUCAGUAUCAUUCAGCACAGUCAUUCAGAUGUCCAACCAAACAGUAACAAAUAGUUCAGAGGGUUAAAAUGGUCAUUUUUA